Molecule: messenger RNA, 375 nt
Organism: Capra hircus (goat)
Lineage: Eukaryota; Metazoa; Chordata; Mammalia; Artiodactyla; Bovidae
Gene: C2H2orf66
Product: chromosome 2 C2orf66 homolog
Exons: 3
Coding region: 1-375 (124 amino acids)
Source: RefSeq, a predicted model, not a curated record
AUGAAUCGACUUGCAGAUUGCAGGCAGUGUAGCCAACCAGGGUCAGGCAAAACCAAACUCCUGCUUCCUUCCAUCAUGCCCAAAGCAUUCCUGCUGCUGGCUGGUGCCCUGGUGCUACCUGGGCUUGUGCAAGGAGUCAUGCUGGGAAAUGAAGAAAAAUGGAAGCCCCUCAACAUUCCUAGAAACCGAGAUCUGUUUUUUAGAACUCUUCAGGCAUAUUUUAAAGGAAGAGGUCUUGACCUUGGGAGGUUUUCAGAUACUUUCUCCAUGAAUGAGAAUCCCAGGCCUCUCUCUUUACAGUCAGAACUUAUUGCUUCAGCAUUAGCAGAUUAUGAAGAACAGAAAAACUCCCUCUCCAAUUACCUCAAAGGCUGA